Molecule: messenger RNA, 924 nt
Organism: Megalops cyprinoides (Indo-Pacific tarpon)
Lineage: Eukaryota; Metazoa; Chordata; Actinopteri; Elopiformes; Megalopidae
Product: erythrocyte band 7 integral membrane protein-like
Exons: 7
Coding region: 1-840 (279 amino acids)
Cellular component (GO): plasma membrane
Source: RefSeq, a predicted model, not a curated record
AUGGCGAACCACGGGAAAAUUCAAGAUAGCAGCAAUGACAAUUUAGUAGGAGAACACAAGGGUGACCUCGGUUUAUGUGGCUGGUUUUUAGUCAUCUUAUCCUUCAUGAUGGUGAUAGUCACCUUUCCAAUCAGCAUAUUCAUGUGUGUAAAGAUCGUACAAGAGUAUGAACGUGCGGUCAUAUUCAGACUGGGUCGCAUUCCUGACAAGAAGGCCAAAGGACCAGGUAUCUUCUUCAUACUGCCAUGCACAGACUCCUUUGUGAAAGUGGACAUGAGGACAGUGUCAUUUGACAUCCCACCCCAAGAGAUCCUGACCAAAGACUCAGUGACAGUGUCUGUGGAUGGCGUAGUGUACUUCCGGGUCCACUGCCCUAUCUCCUCAGUGGCGAAUGUGUCUAAUGCCAACUUCUCCACACGUCUGCUGGCCCAGACCACCCUGAGGAAUGUGCUGGGCACCAAGAACCUGGCGGAGCUUCUGUCAGACAGAGAGGGCAUUUCGCACAGCAUGCAGGCUGCUCUGGAUGAAGCCACUGAUCCAUGGGGCAUUAAGGUGGAGCGGGUGGAGAUCAAGGAUGUGAAGCUGCCCCAGCAGCUCCAGAGAGCCAUGGCGGCGGAGGCAGAGGCCAUGCGGGAGGCCAGGGCCAAGGUGAUUGCGGCAGAAGGCGAGAUGAACGCAUCACGGGCGCUGAAGGAGGCGUCGAUGGUGAUCGCUGAGUCACCCUCGGGCCUGCAGCUGCGCUACCUACAGACCCUCAACACCAUCGCUUCAGAGAAGAACUCUACCAUUAUCUUCCCCCUCCCGAUUGACAUGAUGCAGUCAUUCAUGCAAAGGAAGUGAGUCCUCUGACAAAGAGGUCCCGUCAGGAGCCCGUUAUCAUUCCACAUGAAUGCGCAUCAUGCCUAAUCCUCUAAACCUGUGAAA